Messenger RNA from Episyrphus balteatus (marmalade hoverfly), 941 nucleotides. Its product is annotated as mast cell protease 4-like. Bases 107 to 904 code for a protein of 265 amino acids. Gene Ontology annotation, molecular function: serine-type endopeptidase activity. NCBI's taxonomy places the organism in Eukaryota, Metazoa, Arthropoda, Insecta, Diptera, Syrphidae. The transcript is spliced from 3 exons. Gene Ontology annotation, biological process: proteolysis. The record is from RefSeq and is a predicted model, not a curated record.
CAAAUAACGAUAUACGCGCCCACGAUAAAAGUUUAAUCUUUAUAGAGGAGAAAGCUUGUAUCAAAUUUUUCCUCUAAACUGUUUUUGUCAAUCAGUUUAGUUCAACAUGUGGCUAAAAACAGUGCUAGUUUUAACUUUUUUGUGUGUUGUUAAUGGAAUACUUUUGGAAACUUCUAAAAAUAUAAAUCUAAAAAUUGUGGGUGGUGAAGAGGUAGUUCCUCAUUCAUACCCCUAUCAAGUUGGAAUUGCAAUACGAGAACCAAAAGAGAGAAAAGGUUGGUGUGGUGGAGCUCUAAUAUCAAAUGAGUUUAUAAUAACAGCUGUACAUUGUUUGAAAGGAAUUCAACUAGCAACCGUUUACCUUGGAGCUCAUGACGUCCACAAUCUUUCCUCCAAUGCCAUAAAAAUUGAUGUUGUACAAAGCGAUAUGCUUUUACACCAUCUCUGGACACCUAGGUAUGCGGUUCACGACAUUGCAUUAAUACGACUGCCCGAUCCCAUUCCAUUCAGUGAUUCCAUUCAACCAAUUCCUCUACCAACCCCACAAACUAUUGUCUCACCUGGACAAAUGCUUGUGGCAACUGGAUGGGGACGUACAUCAACAAAUACCUCCAUUGCCCGUCCAACGAAAUUGCACUCGGUUAAAUUAAGAGUUGAACCAGAUGCCACAUGCAAAAAUCUAUUCUUCCACUAUGACCCAACUUUGAAUAUUUGUCUGGAGGGAAAUAGAGAGAAAACUUCGUGUUUCGGUGACUCUGGUGGACCGAUUGUUGCAACAAAUGAGAAAACUGGAACACACGUUCUAGUUGGUAUUACAUCUUAUGGGAGGAAAUGUGAAAAUGUGUCGGUACUUACGAGGGUGGUUGCAUAUUUGGAUUGGAUUGCAGUCAUAAGUGGAGUGUGAUGAUAAUUUUUUUUUUUAAUUUAUGAAUAAAAUUGAU